AUACCCCUCCAUGUCUAUCCUGUCAACUUCGACGUAAAUCUCUUUGCGCUUUUUCUGCGUGGGGGCAAGUUCGGCGCUACUCUCCCGUUACCUAUUAGCCUACUCAUUUGAACUAACCCAGCGUCUGGGCAGGAGUAUCUAAAUAUCAAAACAUGGGCUGGCAGAAACCAGGCUGGUUGAUCACCGUUACUUUACUCGGGCUUGCGGUAUCGGUGCAGAGUAUCACACGGGGAGAUUUCUUUCCAUUCGGUGUCACCGCUGGAGACCAGUUGCUGGAACAAGGGAAUGACCAAACGCACCAACUCACCCUAGACAAACCUGUAUUGUUUUACGAUGGAAAAUUCAAGAAGAUUUAUCUCAACACCAACGGCUUUGUUGCCACGGCCAAGCCGAGCAGUGAAGCGACAUACCUGGGCAAGAUGCCGGCUGGGUUCGGCAUGAUCGCAGCUCUGCAUGGGGACCUGGACACGAGUGACGGGGUGGGCAAGGUGUACUUCCGCCAGGACGCCAGCGUGUCUACCUUGCAGCAGGCAGCAGACCACAUCAACAGGGCCUUCCCGGAGGAUGAUGAGGUGGAGCCCAUCCACGUCCUGGUGGUGACCUGGGCAGACGUGGCCUCCUACCAGCCCCACAGCAGAGGAGACAGCCUGGACAGUGUGGACAAGGAGAGAAACACCUUCCAGCUGGUGAUUGCUUCCUUGGAGAGGGCUUCUUUUGCCAUCCUUCUCUACCCGAGGAAAGGGCUGCAGUUUGUCUCCACGCCUGUGAGGGGCAAUAGUGAGAUCCUGCAGGCCGGCUUCAGUAAGGGCCUGGUGAGCUCCUUCCUGUUCAGCAGGCAGGGGCCGUACUACCGCACCACCACAAACCACGAGACGUCUGUCAGGGCUCUAGCUGAGGAGACAAACUCUGGCCAGCGAGGUGUUUGGGUGUACGAGAUGGGCACCUCUCCGUAUUUCACAGACGUGGCCCCAGGCGAGGUGACAGACCUGCCCACGGAGGGCUCUCUGUACCCUGACCAGCAGGAGGUGGAGUACCCCCCCUACCAUCCAGCCCCGGACCCCCAGGAGGAGGGCCCUGUCGGGGGCCAGAUCCCCAUCCACACUGUCCAGUUCCAGCCCCAGCAACCCCACUACCAGCCACAAGACCCCCAGGUGGUGAUUGUGGACGACGGAGGAGACAUCAAUGUUGACGUCUUCUCCUACAACUCUGAGACGUGUGCGAACAACAGGAAGAAGUGCUCCACCUUUGCAGACUGUAAGGACUACGCCAGCGGUUACUGCUGCCACUGCAGGCCUGGCUUCUACGGCAACGGAGUUCAGUGUGUGGCUGAGGGGAAGCCCCAGCGGAUGAACGGUAAAGUGACCGGGAGGGUGUUCGUGGGAAACAAUCCGUCACCCAUGGAGUUCAGCAGCAACGACCUGCACUCGUACGUGGUGGCCAACGAGGGGCGGGCCUACGUGGCCAUCAGCACCGUCCCUGCCAAGCUGGGGCCUUCUCUGCAGCCGCUGUCGGCCCUGGGAGGGGUCAUAGGCUGGGCCUUCGCCCUGCAGCAGCCCGGAUUCAAGAACGGCUUCAGCAUCAUCGGUGGGGAAUUCACUCGACAGGCUGAGGUGACCUUCUCGCCUGGCAACGAGAAGCUGACCAUCAGGCAGGAGUUCAAAGGCAUCGAUGAGCACGACCACCUGGUGGUCAGCACCACCCUGGAGGGCCGUGUGCCAGAGGUUCCCCAGGGUGCCUCUGUGCAGAUAGAGCCCUACUCAGAGAUCUACCAGUACAGCAGCAACAUGAUCACAUCGUCCUCCACCAGAGACUACGUGGUGAGUCAGAGCGGUGUCACCUCAGAGACCAAGACCUACCAGUGGAGGCAGAGCAUAACCUUCCAGAGCUGUGCCCAUGACGAGACCUCCAGCACCUCGCUGCCCUCUCAGAUGCUGCGGGUUGAGCAGAUCUUCGUCAUGUAUGACGUCCCAAACCAGCUCAUUCGCUACGCCAUGACCAACAAGAUUGGAGAUGUCAAUGGGGGUGGCCUGCCAGUGGAGAACCCUUGUUUCACGGGAAGACACGGCUGUGACACCAACGCUGUGUGCCGGCCGGGACAGGGGAACCUGUUCACCUGCGAGUGCAGCGCUGGCUUCAUCGGGGAUGGCCGGACGUGCCAUGACGUUGACGAGUGCAGGGAAACGCCCCAGAUCUGUGGCCUCCACGCCAUCUGCAACAACCAUCCCGGAACCUUCCGCUGCGAGUGUCUGGACGGCUACCAGUUUGCCAGCGAUGGACGGACAUGCAGCGAGGUGAAUCGCCCAGUUGACCACUGCUCAGAUGAAAGCCACAACUGUGACAUCCCUCAGCGAGCUCGCUGCAGCUACACCGGAGGCUCUGCCUUCAUCUGUUCCUGCCUGCCAGGCUUCGUAGGAGACGGACGCAACUGUCAAGACGUGGAUGAGUGCCAGCCCGGCAGGUGUCAUCAGGACGCUGACUGCCACAACACCCAGGGAUCGUUCACCUGCCACUGCAGGCCAGGUUUCUACGGCGAUGGAUUCUACUGCACCUCAGAGAGGACAAAAACCCAGUGUGAGACCCACAGAGACAGACUUCUGGGCUCUACUGAGUUUGGCCCCCGAGGGCCACGCCCUGUCCCUGGCCAGUACGUCCCCACCUGCGAUCCCCAUGGAGCCUAUGAAGCCACCCAGUGUCACGGCAGCACGGGACACUGCUGGUGUGUGAACCGCAAUGGGCAGGAGAUCCCAGGGACCCGAACUGGACCUGGGAGCAGACCGAUGUGCAUUGACCAAGAGGUCAUUCCCCCACCGGUGGGACCCACUACCAGGCCUGAUGUGUCCCCUCUGCCCCCGGGAACACAUCUUCUGUUUGCCCAGAGUGGGAGGAUUGAGUUUGUCCCUCUGGAGGGGUAUGACAUGAAGAAGAGUGAGUCCAAGGCCGUCCUCCACCUACCUGAGAAGAUAAUCAUCGGGGUGGCGUACGACUGCGUGGAGAAGAUGGUGUACUGGACAGACAUAACAACCCCUUCCAUCAGCAAGGCCAGCCUGCAGGGGGGAGAACCCAUUCAAGUCAUCAGAUCAGAUCUGGAGAGCCCGGAGGGGAUUGCGAUAGACCACUUGAGCCGGACACUGUUUUGGACGGACUCUAUGAAGGACCGGAUCGAGGUGGCGUCCCUGGACGGGACUCAGAGACGUGUCCUGGUGGACACUGAGCUGGUGAAUCCCCGGGCCAUCCUUGCUGACCCCACCAGAGGAAACCUGUACUGGGCUGACUGGAACCGGGACGCCCCCAAAAUCGAGACCUCUUACAUGGACGGGACCAACAGGAGGGUCCUGGUGAAGGAUGGUCUGGGCCUGCCUAAUGGCCUGACCUUUGACACCCAGAGCUCUCUGCUGUGCUGGACUGAUGCAGGCACGCAUAAGAUGGAGUGUAUCAACCCAGGCCAGAGUGACCGGAGAAAGGUAAUGGAAGGCCUUCAGUACCCCUUUGGAAUGACCUCUUAUGGAAAGAACAUCUACUAUACUGACUGGAAAAGGGAUGGAGUGAUCGCUGUGGACCGGAACACUGGGAGGGAGACGGAUGAGUUUCAGCCUCAGAAGCGAACACGCUUGUACGGGAUCACAACAGCCUACGCACAGUGUCCAUCGGGACAAAACUACUGUACCGUGAACAAUGGAGGUUGCACGCAUCUCUGCUUAGCCACUCCUGUAGGACGCUCCUGCAUGUGUCCCAAAAACACGGUGGGCGUAAGCUGUGUGGAGAGAGAGGGGAGGUACUGAGGUACACGUGUCAAGAGCUCUGAGUGACCUCAAAUGUCCUAUCUGAUGUUGAGUCAGGCUGCCACUUGUUCUAAACUAUAGCUGUUUAAAAAAACUUCACUGAAAUCCUGCUGUGCAUUUUAUGACGAAAAAAAACACAACUUUUUUCCAUCAUCCCUUUAUAGUUUUUUGGGGAAUUGUUCAUACUGAAUACAUAUUUAUCAAUACAUUUAUAGGUGCUGACAUUUUGAAUAUCUUGAAUAUCUCAAGGAAUAAAUUGAAUGUGAAGUUAGUUAAAUCAAACACUCAUCUCCUAGCUUUGUGAUAUGAUGUUGGCAUAUGCAACUCAUUCCAUAAUUAGGAUUGAAGUAUAAUAGUGCUAAAGAAUUGACUGUAUUGGAGGGGAAGAUAAGUUUACAUUCUGUGCAGCUAUCCAAUAAAUAAAAACUUUUUUAACAAUG
This is a messenger RNA of Hypomesus transpacificus, 4219 nucleotides long. It is a transcript of the gene nid1a, whose product is annotated as nidogen 1a. Gene Ontology annotation, biological process: cell-matrix adhesion. NCBI's taxonomy places the organism in Eukaryota, Metazoa, Chordata, Actinopteri, Osmeriformes, Osmeridae. Gene Ontology annotation, molecular function: calcium ion binding. The coding region runs from base 153 to 3779 and encodes 1208 amino acids. The transcript has 20 exons. The record is from RefSeq and is a predicted model, not a curated record.